UGAAGGGUCAACUGUCACCUUGUGGCGUAGACGGGUCAACUUCAAGCACAUUUGGUCAUGGAUGUCACUGCAACUUUCACUCUGCCAAGCGAGCAUGCAGGUGAAGAGAGCCUGGAGAGGAUGCCAGCAACACCUCAUCUAGCUGUCAUUGGUUCCAUCCCGGCUGAAUGGAAGAUAGGGAAGGUGAUUCAACUUCCUAAAUCAGGAUUGUCACUGGUUGAGUCGGCAUCUCUGAAGAUCCUGCCUGCUAUGCUCGUUUCGUGGCUGUCGCCUGUGUUCAGCGCAUCUCCCGGCAUCAGUUGCGCGCUGCCGAUAGCGACCCCAUCGAAUGACAAGCUGGGUGCUGUGUCAAUUGCGCGAACCUGUUGCGUGAUCGCCCAUGAACGACACUCACCUACCGAACUCGCCUUCCUCCGGGCAGGCCAAUGGACGACUGCAUCAUCAGCUCUUGAGGAUUUAAGCAGCUGGCACGCCAACGCACUCUUCAGUGGGCAAGGGAGCAGCACCUUCAGAGCGGCUCCUAAUCGGCAACUUUUCAUCAUGCAGGACACCAGCACAAGCGUGCCUCUUCCAUGUGACGAUGCUGACAGCGACAUAAAAAGGGCAGAUCGACCAAGUCAAACUUCGUCAGUAAACAGCUCGCAAAGUGAUAUUGACAACCCUGGAUCUGAACGUUCGGAAAGGGAUGAAGAUUUUGCCUUCAUCCAGUUUGUCUUGUAUUAAAGUUCUUUUUUCCUUCUAUAUAA
Rhipicephalus microplus (southern cattle tick) is the source of this 746-nucleotide messenger RNA. RefSeq lists its product as uncharacterized. The record is from RefSeq and is a predicted model, not a curated record. NCBI's taxonomy places the organism in Eukaryota, Metazoa, Arthropoda, Arachnida, Ixodida, Ixodidae.